AUGUUCGAUGUAAAGAAGCGUAUUGGAGCAUUUGAGAAGUUCGAGGAUGCCGACAGUAUGCCUGGUUCUGUGAUUUCAACAACUUCUCAUCUAAACAUCUUCAGCCCUGUUUCUGUACAGUCUCCGCAUGUGGAAUUUGACAAUUUGGAACAAGUAAAAUUUCGUUUGGUUCGGGAUAUGAUGCCUGCCGGGAAGAAUACCGAUUGGAUAUGGGAUUGGAGUAGUAGACCUGAGGCGUACCCACCAAAAUGUGUACGCGUAAGACAAUACGGUUCAAACCUCACCACACCUCCCAACUCUCCGGAACCGGAGCUUAUGACCAUAUUUGCUUACGAUGUCGAACCAAAAUCCAUGUCCCUAACAGUGGUCGUUAGCUUCAUCGUCUCAAAUGUUAUAACAUUUGUCAUUGGAGCAGCCAUUGGGUUAGUUUCGGUUACUGUACUUUACACAUUUUGUUUUCUGCUUCUAAACUAGAA
Molecule: messenger RNA, 476 nt
Organism: Strongylus vulgaris
Lineage: Eukaryota; Metazoa; Nematoda; Chromadorea; Rhabditida; Strongylidae
Source: the annotation of a GenBank genome assembly